AUGGCAAGGUUUUCAAUACCCAUGAUGGGUUUUCUGCUCUUAUGCAUUAUAUUGUUAGCUCCAACAGAAGCUGCGUACCUGAAAUACAAAGACCCAAAACAGCCAUUGAACGUUAGAAUCCGGGACCUCAUGAAGCGGAUGACUCUGGAAGAAAAGAUUGGCCAAAUGGUGCAGAUCGAGCGCAGUGUUGCAACCCCCGAUGCCAUGAACAAGUAUUUCAUUGGAAGUGUACUGAGUGGUGGUGGGAGUGUUCCAGCCCCAAAAGCUUCUGCUGAGGCAUGGGUCAAUCUGGUCAAUGGCAUCCAAAAGGGAUCCCUUUCGACCCGCCUCGGGAUUCCGAUGAUUUAUGGGAUUGAUGCGGUUCAUGGCAACAACAAUGUCUACAAUGCUACUAUUUUCCCCCAUAACGUUGGGCUGGGAGCCACCAGAGAUCCUAAACUUGUCAAGAAAAUUGGGGAAGCAACUGCCCUUGAAGUCAGGGCCACAGGGAUUCCUUAUGUUUUUGCCCCAUGUAUUGCGGUUUGCAGAGAUCCGAGAUGGGGGAGAUGCUAUGAAAGCUAUAGCGAAGACCAUAAGAUUGUUCAAGCAAUGACUGAGCUAAUAUCUGGUUUGCAGGGAGAUAUGCCUCCCAGUGCUCAAAAGGGUUCUCCUUUUGUUUCUACUGCAAAGGGAAAGGUUGCGGCCUGUGCUAAGCACUAUGUAGGAGAUGGUGGCACAACAAAGGGCAUCAAUGAGAACAACACUGUGAUUGAUUUGAAUGGAUUGCUUAGCAUUCACAUGCCUGCAUACUUUGAUUCCAUCCUCAAGGGUGUUGCAACAGUUAUGGUGUCUUACUCGAGUUGGAACGGGAAGAAAAUGCAUGCUAACCAAGAACUUGUAACUGGAUUCCUCAAGAACAAGCUACGGUUCAGGGGUUUUGUCAUAUCAGAUUGGGAGGGUAUUGACAGGCUUACAUCUCCUCCCAAAGCUAACUAUUCAUAUUCAGUUCAAGCAGGAGUUAGUGCUGGAAUAGAUAUGAUCAUGGUUCCCUACAACUUCACAGAGUUCAUUGAUGAUCUAACCUAUCAAGUUAAGAACAACAUCAUCCCCAUGGGCAGGAUUGAUGAUGCUGUGAAGAGAAUUUUGAGGGUUAAGUUUGUCAUGGGCCUUUUUGAGGAACCCUUGGCGGAUCUCAGCCUAGUCAACGAGCUGGGGAAAAAGGAGCAUAGAGAAUUAGCAAGGGAAGCUGUAAGAAAAUCACUUGUUCUUCUAAAGAAUGGAAAAUCUGUUGAUAAGCCGUCGCUUCCUCUUCCCAAGAAAGCAGGAAAGAUACUCGUUGCAGGGAGCCAUGCAGACAACUUGGGCAAUCAAUGUGGAGGCUGGACAAUCACAUGGCAGGGCCUUGGUGGCAAUGAUCUUACAGUUGGUACCACAAUCCUCAAUGCUGUGAAAAGUGCAGUUGAUCCUACAACUCAAGUUGUCUACAACCAGGACCCCGAUGCGAACUUUGUGAAGUCCAACAAAUUCGACUAUGCUGUUGUCGUUGUGGGCGAACCCCCGUACGCUGAAACAUUCGGCGAUAGCUUGAAUCUGACCAUCUCAGAACCUGGACCGAGCACCAUUGCCAAUGUCUGCGGAGCUGUGAAAUGUGUUGUUGUCGUCAUUUCUGGCCGCCCCGUGGUGAUUCAGCCCUAUCUUGCUAAAGUUGAUGCACUUGUGGCAGCUUGGCUUCCUGGAACUGAAGGACAAGGUGUUACUGACGUUUUAUUUGGUGAUUAUGGAUUCACUGGAAAACUUGCACAUACAUGGUUUAAGACAGUAGAUCAGCUCCCAAUGAAUGUUGGUGAUCAACAUUAUGACCCUCUAUUUCCCUUUGGAUUUGGUCUCACUACUAAGCCAACCAAGAGUUACUAA
Messenger RNA from Prunus armeniaca (apricot), 1893 nucleotides. The record is from the annotation of a GenBank genome assembly. NCBI's taxonomy places the organism in Eukaryota, Viridiplantae, Streptophyta, Magnoliopsida, Rosales, Rosaceae.